AUGCCUGCUUGGAGCCCAGUUUCUUGGAAUGCCCUUCUCGCAGCUUACGAGAAGAAUGGAUCCGUGGACGAUGCCAGGAAAUUCUUCAACCAGAUGCCGUUCAAGAACCUCAUCUCCUGGAAUUGUAUCCUUGGCUCGUAUUCUCAAAAGGGACACCUCGCAGAGGCCGAAGAGAUCUUUCAUUCCAUGCCACAAAGAAACCUUGCUACGUGGAACACCCUGCUAGCUGCGUAUUCCCUCCGAGGUCUCUUAGAGCAAGCCACGCUUGCGUUCGAAGAAAUCCCGGAAAGAGAUCUUUUCACUUGGAACAGCAUGUUUAGUACAUAUGCCCGUGUUGGGGAUUUUUCUCAGGCAAAAAGAGCGUAUGAGACAAUGCCGGAGAGGGACUUAAUCACCAUGAACGUUUACCUAAAAUUUUUGGUCAGCCGACACCUCUUAGAGGAGUCUAUAGAUUUGUUUUGUUUGAUGCCUGAGAGGGAUCUUGUGUCGUACACAACAUUGCUUACAGCAUAUGCCUCGAACAGGCAAUUUGAUAAAGCGGAAACAGUGUUUGGUAUCAUGCCGCAGCAGAGUAUUGUCUCCUGGACGGCUCUUCUUUCAAUGUUCGUUGAGGCUGGGAAUUUUCAUCAGUCGUUGAAAACGUUUGAAUCGAUGCCAAAACACGAUACAGUAUCAGCAAACGCAAUGCUUACUGCGUAUGCCGUGUCUGGGCGAGUUUUGGAGAUGAAAAACCUGUACGAUAGGAUGCUUGUGCGUAAUAUCGUCUCGUGUAACAUUAUGCUUGACUCGUAUACGCGAUAUAAAAGCUUAGGGGACGCUCUUUUUUUCCUAGAAACUGUUUCUCGCUUAGACUUAGUGUCAUGGAAUAUCAUUCUUGCAGCAUAUGCCUUAGCUGGGCAUAUUGAGCUUGCAACAUGCACAUUCGCUCAAAUGCCUGUAAAAGACUUAGUGUCGUGGAAAGCUCUUCUUGGUGGCUACAUGAGAAUUGGCGAUUACGCAAGUACCAUCAAAGUUUUUAAUGAGAUGCCUGAGCGAGAUGCUGGAUCAUGCACCUACAUCCUCGCAGCUCACAUCCAAGCCUGCCGCCAGCCGCUUGCAAAGAAAUUCUUCUUUUGUGACAUGGUCGAGCGAGAUCUCGUGACAUGGAACACCAUGCUCAAUUGCUACGCACAAAGAGGCCUCCCAAGAUCGACCGAGCUCUUCUUUCACACAAUGCCUGAGCGUGACACCAUCUCUUGGACGGUUGUGUUACACUCUUACGCAAGCGUCGGCCACCUCGAACGCGUACAGGAUAUCUUUUCUAAAUUGAAGGUGGCAGCCGACCUUGCGGAUGGGAUUUGCUUCGUCCUAGUGCUCGCUACGUGCGCGCGGCGGGGAAAACUCUACAAUGCCUGGUCGCAUUUUACCUCCAUGGUAGCCGACUAUGGUGUGGAGCACACCGAGCAGCACUAUUCUUGCAUGGUUGACGCACUUGGCCGGGCUGGUCAUUUGCGCGAGGCACAAGAACUCUUGAGUAGCAUGCCGUUCGUUCCCAGGAUCUUGGAGUGGUCGUGUGUUCUUGGAGCCUCCAAGCUCCACUGUGAUGGCGACCAUGGAAGCUGGGCAGCUACGGAGGUCCUUCGUUUGGACCCAGGAAACCAAGCAACAUAUACGAUCCUUGCUAGCAAUUCAUUCCCUUUUGGAUGA
Messenger RNA from Selaginella moellendorffii, 1686 nucleotides. Its product is annotated as pentatricopeptide repeat-containing protein At4g02750-like. The record is from RefSeq and is a predicted model, not a curated record. Gene Ontology annotation, molecular function: protein binding; RNA binding. Gene Ontology annotation, biological process: RNA modification. Bases 1 to 1686 code for a protein of 561 amino acids. NCBI's taxonomy places the organism in Eukaryota, Viridiplantae, Streptophyta, Lycopodiopsida, Selaginellales, Selaginellaceae. The transcript has a single exon.